Ectocarpus siliculosus is the source of this 2006-nucleotide messenger RNA. NCBI's taxonomy places the organism in Eukaryota, Phaeophyceae, Ectocarpales, Ectocarpaceae. The record is from the annotation of a GenBank genome assembly.
AUGGCACGAGCGCCAUCGCUGCCUGCCGAGUCUUCCUCCUCGAUCACUGGGGCCUUGCGGCGAUACUUCUCGGCCGACCAGAUGCCCAGCGACGCCGACGCCGACGCCGAUGCCGACGAUGGCGACCUGUCGCCGGCGGAGGCGCUGCCCACGCGCUCAGUCUUCAUCGCCACGGCGGUGCUGGUGGGGAAGCGGAACAAGCAGCGGCACCUGCAGCACCAGCAGCAGCGGGAGGAGAGGACGUCGCCGAACUGGCGCGGGAAGGAGGAGGAGGGCGGGGUUAGCCGGAGCAGCGGCGGCGGCAGCAGCCGCGGCGGCGGCGGCGGUGCGAGCAGGACCCCCAGCCCUUCCUUGACGCGCCGGGUGUGGGCGUCCGCCUCCCCGAGGUUUGGCACCGGCGGCGGCGGCGGCGGCUGCGUCGGCGGCGAUGGAUGCGAAGGCUGCGUCGGCUGCGUUAGCAUUCGGAGGCUGUCCAGCGGCAGCAGCGGCAGCAACGGCGGCAACGGCGGCGGAAGAGAGGGUGUGGACCCUGUCGCUCUCUGGCGGAGCUACAGCAGAGACGACGGCGUCAAAGGGGGCAGCGUUGCCCCGGCGACCGCCGCGGCGGCAAGCGCGGAGCAGAAGGCCAAAACGCCCGCGACUACCGUUUCCCCCAUCGCCAGGUUCUACGACUACUGGAGACACUGCAACUUCCGACCGGCCUCGGCGGUGAGGAGUGCGACGAAGGACAUGGCCGACGACAUCCUGUCGACCGCGGGCGAAGACAAGGGAAGGAUAACCGUCCCGGCGCCGUUGGAUCCGGUCACUCCCGCGCGAGCAGCGCCGCGGACCCUGGCCACGAAGAGGAGCAGGGGGCCUCCGGCAGGCCAAGACGGUGAGCUGGUUGCCGGCGGCGGUAACGGGAGAGCCGGCAACAUCGAGAGCGAGAGCGCCGCGGCCGCAGCCGCAGAGGCGAGGGAGGACAGGAAGGACCGAGCGGAGGCCGGGGCGAAGGCCAGGACGGCCUUUGCCGCCGCGGCAGUCGCGGAGCGACGGACGGAGGACGCGAAGCUUAGGCUCGGGGAGCUGAGGUUGCGCCCGGACAACAGCCGCUGCGCGGACUGCGGAGCGCCUUGCGCCGACUGGGCUUCCGUCGCGCACGGUUCUUUCGUGUGCCUCAAGUGCGCCGGGCAGCAACGCAGCCUCGGGAUGCACGUGAUCUUCACGCGGUCUCUCGUCAUGGACAAGUGGACGGACGAAAGCCUUCGCCUCAUGGAGGCCGGCGGCAAUAAGCGAUUGGCGGAGUUCUCGAGACGGAUGGGCCUCUACCCGUGGUCCACCGUGGAAGAAAAGUACCGUCACCCUUGCCUGCCGCUGUACCGGAAGCGCCUUGCCGCCCUGGCGGACGGGGAGAAGCCGCCGCCAAUCUCGAGGGAAGCCCUGGAACAGGCUGUGCUGGAGGCGAGCGGGGAAGGAGAGGCCUCGGACGACGGUGGCAGCGACAACGAGAAAGGAAGUAGCGAAGCCUCCGCCGCCGCCGCCGCCGCCGCCGCCGCCGCUGCCCACGACCCGCUGAAGCUCCUCUUCAAGAGCGUUACCGGCGGGUGCGACGGGGUCGGCCAAGCCUUUCGACGGCACUUCUGCCAACAAGCCUUGUUUCGGAGGACGGGGGCCGGGGCCGGGGGCGAGGCAGGGGGAGGGGAAGGGGGCCGAGGCACGGGGCCCCCCAGAUGGGUCGCCGACGAAGAGCAGGAGGCGUGCAUGCUGUGCGACAGAGUGUUUACGGUGAUUCUGCGGCGCCACCACUGCCGCCGCUGUGGGCGCCUCUCCUGCAAGUUCUGCGCUCCCACGGAAAACUCCCGUCCCAUAUUAGAGCGACGAUAACCCAACCCCGAUGGCAAACACCGGGGGGGGGCGUACUCUUAUGUUUUGCAUGUCUUAACGGUUAGACCAUUGACCACGCGUCCUCGAGAAAACGGAGCAUUGUUCCCACAGGACCGAUCACCGAUGGCCAAUCGUUCCUUCCU